Molecule: messenger RNA, 2766 nt
Organism: Galleria mellonella (greater wax moth)
Lineage: Eukaryota; Metazoa; Arthropoda; Insecta; Lepidoptera; Pyralidae
Exons: 1
Coding region: 1-2766 (921 amino acids)
Biological process (GO): DNA integration
Molecular function (GO): nucleic acid binding
Source: RefSeq, a predicted model, not a curated record
AUGUCGGUGGAGGAGUCCAAACAGGUAAACCUUGAUAUAGUAAGAGAAUAUGAGGAUGUAUUUAGUGGAAUAGGCUGUCUUCCUGGGAAAUAUACAAUAAGAUUAAAAGAAAAUUCUAUUCCAGUAGUUCAUGCGCCACGUAAAUUGCCCUUUGCUAUAAAAGAUGACGUAAGAAAGAAAUUGUUAGAAAUGGAGUCUCAGGGUAUUAUAGCGAAGGUUGAGGGACCAACUGAUUGGGUAAAUAGUAUCACGAUAGUUAGAAAAGGAAAUGGUGACUUACGUAUUUGUUUAGAUCCAAAAGAGUUAAAUGAAUGUAUUAAAAGAGAAUAUUUUAGACUACCCACUAUAGAUGAGAUAUUAUCUCAAUUAUCAGGUGCCUGCUAUUUUAGUACUUUGGAUGCCUCAAUGGGAUUUUGGCAGGUAGAAUUAGAUGAAACAAAUAAAUAUUGUACUUUUAAUACGCCGUUUGGUCGAUAUAAAUUUCUAAGAAUGCCGUUCGGAAUAUGCUCGGCCUCGGAGGUAUUUCAUAGAAAGAUGUAUGAAAACUUUGAUGAUAUAGAAGGUGUAUGUAUGUACAUCGACGAUUUGUUAAUUUAUGCUAAAACGAAAAAAGAACAUGAUAAAGUAUUAAGAAAAGUAUUAAAUAGGUGUAGAAAGAUUAAUUUGAAGUUGAAUAUGCAAAAAUGUAAAUUUGGGUUACAAGAACUAAAAUAUCUUGGUCAUCGGAUCACAAAAAAUGGAUUAUGUGCAGAUGAUUCUCACAUUUCCGCAAUACAAAACAUGCCAAUUCCGAAAAAUAAAAAAGAUAUAGAACGUUUUUUGGGACUAGUGACUUAUGUAGGAAAAUUUGUACCACAUUUGUCAGACAAAACCAUAUUUUUGAGAGACAUUCUAAAGAAAGAUGUGGAUUGGCACUGGGAUGAGAAUCAGGAGCGUUGUUUUUUAGAAUUAAAAAACGUUUUAUCAUGCCCACCUGUUCUUCAAUAUUAUAGCAUCAAAGAACCAAUAGUCAUAUCGGUGGAUGCGAGUAGCAGCGGGUUAGGUGCUUGUCUUAUGCAGAAAGAGUUGCCCGUAUGUUACGCGUCUAAAGCGCUCACUACAACUGAACAAAGAUAUGCUCAGAUAGAAAAAGAAUUGUAUGCGUGUGUGUUUGCAUGUGAAAGGUUCUAUGAAUAUAUAUAUGGACGAUCAGACGUUACUAUUGAGACUGAUCACAAACCGCUAAUAAGUAUCAUUAAAAAACCAAUCGUAGAUUCUCCAGCGCGAUUACAAAGAAUGUUAUUGAGAUUGCAGCGUUUUACAUUUAGACUAAUUUACAAACCCGGUAAACAUCUUUAUGUCGCAGACGCGCUGUCGCGUGCGUACGAAGACAAUAGGAUAGAUGAGUCAUCGCUGAGUGACUGUGACAACUUCAAUGAUGAGAUAUGUAUGGUUUUAUGCGAUAAAGUCCUAGCGAUUUCUGAAUAUAUCCCCGAUUUACAAUUGACUGCGAUUCAAAAACGCACUCAGUCGGAUAGUGAAUUAGUUCAGUUAAAGAAAUAUAUCAUGCAAGGCUGGCCAAAUGAUAAUUCGGAUGUACCUGAGAUAAUAAAACCCUACUGGAAUUAUAGAAAUGACUUGUCAUAUACACUUGGGUUGGUAUUCAAAAAUGACAGGAUAGUGGUACCGAAGGAAUACAGGAAGGAAAUUUUAAAUAAAAUACAUAUAGGUCAUUUGGGUUUAGAAAAGUGUAAAUUAAGAGCUAGGGAAAUAGUAUUCUGGCCGGGAAUGAAUAAUGAUUUGCAUAAUCUAAUAACAAACUGUAACACAUGUCUGUCACAUAGGAAAAGUAAUCAAAAACAGGAACUAAUACCUCACAGCAUACCCGAUCGAGCCUGGGAAAAAGUAGGAGUAGAUUUGUUUCAAUUGAAAGGUGAGGAUUAUUUAUUGUUAGUGGAUUACUUUAGUAAAUUUUGUGAAGUCGUUAAAUUACAUUCAACCAUGUCUGAGAGUGUAAUUAAUGCAUUAAAAAAUAUAUUUUAUCGUCAAGGAAUUCCAAAUAUAGUUAUGUCAGAUUGUGGUCCACAAUUCUCAUCUAGUUUGUUUAGACAAUUUGCUCUUGAUUGGGGAUUUAUACACACAACAUCAUCCCCGUAUUAUCCUCAAUCGAAUGGACAAGUCGAACGCAUGGUACAGACUAUAAAAAACAUCAUGAUAAAAACGAAUGAGGACCAAAUUGAUUAUCGUUUAGCGAUAUUAGAAUACUUAAAUACUCCAUUGACAGACAGCUUGCCUUCUCCAGCAGAGUUAUUACAAAGUAGAAAAUUAAAAAGCAUAAUUCCGACAUCGAAUAAAUUAUUAAAAUCCAAAGUACACACAAAUGUUAGAAAUAAAUUAAUAGAAAGACAGGCAUUACAUAAGUAUUAUUAUGAUAGAAAUAAAAAACAUUUAGAAUCGUUAUCAAUAGGACAAAAAGUAAAAGUUUACAAUAAAUUUGCAAAGCGCUGGACAUCUGGAAUAGUAACAGGCAUAUUGAGAGACAGAUCUUAUGAAAUUCUUUUAUCAAAUGGCAAUAAAGUGGUAAGGAAUAGGCGACACAUUAUUAGGGACUCCUCUCAACGACAUGACCCGCCACAGGAUUACAACUUUGAAUAUGAUGAUAACUGUCAGUAUUGUGAUAAUACUAAUAAUUUAAGUAGCGAUACAUAUUCUUCAGACAUUCGUCGAACUCGCUAUGGAAGGGUGGUGAGACCGCCGGACAGGUGGGGUUAUGAAAACGAGUCUUAA